Messenger RNA from Astrephomene gubernaculifera, 3061 nucleotides. Lineage: Eukaryota; Viridiplantae; Chlorophyta; Chlorophyceae; Chlamydomonadales; Astrephomenaceae. The record is from the annotation of a GenBank genome assembly.
CAUCAUAUAACGUAUAAUAUCGUUGCUGGCUUCAUCUAGCUUUUCUCGCCGUAGAGCUAGUUGACAACGACUAUCUUGGGUAGCCUACUAGUAAGCUUGAGUUUGUUAUGUGCAUGCAACUAAGGAUAUAUCUGCAUAAGUUAUUAUAGUUAUUGCGCGUAGCUAUUAAGAAAUGUGUCCCCAGCUUGGCUUGAGUGGCGCAAUUGCAUCGUCAGCAAUCGUUGGCCACGCCUCAAAUGGUAUUUCCAGCCGUCGUGGGAAAUUUCCGUGCGCUCAAGGUCGCGCAUUAAGGUCUCGAGUAGUAACGUUUGCUGCACCAAAAGGCGUGCUAUGCGACUUGGAUGGAGUUAUCUACGCGAGCGGAACAUCAGUGGCAAUUCCCGGCGCAGCGGACACGGUUCGGUACUUCCGUGAGCGCCUCGCAGUGCCCUGGCUCUUUGUCACUAACACCUCAACCAAGUCACGAGAAGGUCUUGCUGCCCGCCUGCGCGACAUGGGGGUUCCCUGCCGCGCAGAGGACAUCGUCAGCCCCGCCAAGCUGGCCGCUGACUGGCUCCGAGCGCAUAAAGCAGAGCCCGCAGCGCUGUUUGUGGGUCCCGACCUGGCGCCCGAGUUCGAGGGCAUCCAGCAGCUGCCGCCUGACGCCCAAUCGGGGGCAGCAGCGGUGGUGAUUGGGGACAUGGGGCUCGAUUGGAACUACGCCUCCCUCAACCGGGCUUUCAGGCUAGUAAUGGACGGCGAGCUGCGCUGCGAGGAGGCGGAGGCGCAGCGCUGCGGCAAGUGCGCCUCAGCAGCAACUGCCACUGCCGCCGCUUCAGUAGCUAGCACCGCCUCUGCCUCUGCAUCCAGCACUACUGCUGUGGGCGCCACUGCUACAGCUACUGCUGGUGCUGCUGCGGGGAGCUCCUCCCUGCCCCCAGCAGUCCGCAGGGGCAGGGGCCGGAGGGGCGCGUCAGCUCCGCCGCUCACCCUCAUCUCGCUGGGCAAGGGAAGGUACUACAAGGACACGGACGGCUACAGUAUCGACGUUGGGCCCUUCACGGCGGCACUCGAGUAUGCCACUGAUCAGAAGGCGCUUGUGCUGGGUAAGCCCGACCCGCUCAUCUUCAAGCUCUCCGCGCACAGCCUGGGACUGCAGCCGGAGGAGGUUGUGAUGAUCGGGGACGACGUGCGCGGGGAUGUGGGCGGCGCGCAGGCGGCGGGGCUGCGGGGGCUGCUGGUGCGGACGGGCAAGUUCCGCGAGCACGACCUGCAUGUGGGGGUCACACCGCAUGCCGUACUGCCCUCCAUUGCGGAACUGCCCGAGUGGUGGCACCAGCAGCAGCGGGAACAGGAACAGGGGCAGCAAGGGCAGCAGGUGUUGGUAGAUUCCAUGAUGCCGAUGACGUUGCUGCCGCCAGCUGCCGCGGUUGGGGUGGGGGUGGGGGUGGUGCUGCCGGCGGGUAGGGGCAGGCAGCAAGGUAAGGGCAACGCGGCUGCUCUGACGACCGCGGGAGCGUGAGAUGACGCGGGGUAUGCUGUAGUCGACACAAACGCGUGCAGAGAGGGCUUAUGACUGCUCCGUGACACGAUUUACGGUUGGGAAGAAAGGGAGGCUUCUAGGGAAGUGGACUAUAUGCAGGCGGCGGCGGCGGCACACACCCGUCGCUGGGUUUUAGCGUGGGUACUGACUACGAUAGUUAAGUGCCACUCGACGCGCCAGAUGCCGAUUUGUUUGUUGAACUCGGUUGUUCAUGUUGCCCAUUGCCCAUUCGAACGGAUCCGCAUUUCAGUAAGGAAUAGGAUAGCCGGAAUGUGGUAUAUGUGUCUUUGCCGCCUCGAUCGUUGACAAUGCAGAUCUGAUGUUGUCCCUGUUCCCAUCAGUCCGGACCUCGCACGAUUCUGGUUGUAGGGGUAGGCCUAGGCUCCUACGGUAGCCCUCUUUAGACUAUAGUGCUUAGCAUGGGUACGCCGCAUGCCGGAAUAGGCCAUUGGGAGGGAGCCAUAAUGACGAAGAUAAAUGAAUGGAUUUCAUGUGCAAAUGCUCGGGCGUUGGUCCCAUGAAGAUGGUUUGAAUCAAGCUAUAUAUGGGCGCAGACACAACACCUGUCGUACUGCAAUCGGUUAAUCUGUUGCGCCGUACUGGCGAGUUGCGUUCAGGGCUGUGUCGACCAGGAGUUGCCCAUUGUAGUGCAGUGUGCGUGUGUUGUGAGGGUCCGUGAGUAACAUGUUGUCCAUCGCACUAGUAAUAAUAAAGGCCUUGAGCAACCCUACCUAGAGCAUGGCAUCGUAUGAUGCCGUACCGUAUAUGGGUGUAUGGAUAUACACUGAUUGCAUUUCGCGCGUUGCGCGAAAGUGCCUGCUGUGCUGUUGUUGUCUAUUCGUUUAGCACAUGGGGGCGGUGGCGUGCCGGGGCUUCUCACUCGCGUCAUGUGAGGGACAUGUGGUUGUUGUCAGGCAAUGAGGGCGCCCUUCCCUGGUUACCAGCUGCGGCCUGAGCGGCACGGCCUCCUUGCAUCGGUUGUAUCGCAUGGGCUAGGUGCACAUGAUGUUGAGUGUACCGGUUGGCGCCGCGUUGGGUGGGUCACGGAGCGGUUGGGUGAGUUGCGGAGCGGCGUUUACCGUGCUGCUGGCGCUCGAAUUGCUAACCUCAGAUGAGCCAUGAAGGGCUGUGAAGGGUGUACGUUUUCACAAACAAACAAUGUGCCGUUUUGGGUGGUCCACUUGGUUUUGCCUGCUGUGGCCUUUAUAGCACGUGCCUUUGCCGCAUGUCAGACCUUAACCGAGGGUUACUGAUACUAUACCCUUUGCAUGCGAAGGGAGGCAAAGGCACCGCAGGCCGUGGGCUGGUAAGGUGGAAGCCCCACGCAACGUUACCCGGCCGUAUUAUAACUGUUCAAGAAACUGAAUGGACGAGUGUACGUGUGCGUUUGGGAUGCGUGAGGUAGUUACCUUGUCGUCUGAAGCCGCGAACAGUGUCGUUAUUGACUUUCGCGUAAGCAACUCCUUUCCUUGUUGUAAGGGAUGCUGUUCAGGUCUAUCCCACGGGUAUUACAGAGUUGUUUAACACGCAGCAUGCCGA